Erythranthe guttata (spotted monkey flower) is the source of this 1844-nucleotide messenger RNA. The record is from RefSeq and is a predicted model, not a curated record. NCBI's taxonomy places the organism in Eukaryota, Viridiplantae, Streptophyta, Magnoliopsida, Lamiales, Phrymaceae.
AUGACUUACGAGGAACUGCAAUCGCAGGGAGAAUCGGUCGGCAGCGAGAGCAAAGGACUUCCUGCCGAUCAGAUUGCGCUGUUGCCAACUUUCAAGUACAAAACCGGAUCGAAGAAAAAGAAAAAAGAAAAGGAAGAGGGGAAUCAUUUCGAAUUUAUACCGUUCAGGGCCGGAAGAAGGAUGUGCCCUGGAUUUAAUUUGGCUUUGAAGAAUAUUCAAAUAGUGGUGGCAUCUUUGGUGCAUUACUUUGAUUGGAGCCUUCCGGAUACGAUGGAUCCGACCCGAAUUGACACGGCCGAGAAAUUUGACAGAAAAUCAAUAUGUCGGUUGGUAAUUCUGUUGCCUAUUUUCUUCAUUUCCCUCAAGAAAUUAGGGUUUUUUGGAUCAUCAACAGCGAAACUCCCACCAGGCCCUAAUGCAUGGCAACUUCUCCGAAAAGUUUCCGAAUUUAGAAACAAACCCCACAUAGCAAUCACCAGCCUUGCUAAACUGUACGGUCCAAUCAUGUCCUUCCACCUCGGCACCCAAGUCGUCGUCAUUGCGUCAUCAUCGUCAGCCGCCAAGCAGAUCUUCAAAACCCAUGACCAGAACUUUUCAGGCAGGUAUCUGAUGACUUCUGUUUUCUGCAAACUCCCAACAAUAGAUCACUGCACGUUAGCAAUGUCGAGAGAAUGCGGCGCCACGUGGAAGCUACUGCGUGACGUCACCCAGAGCGUCAUCUUCUCCUCCAAAUCCGUUCAUUCCAAGGCAUGCACGAGGAAGGCCAAGGUGGCGGAGAUGGUGGAGUGCAUACGAAGCAAACACGGCGAAACAGUCAACCUCGAAGUUUUGAUGAACUCCACUAUUUCUAAUAUAAUUAGCGACGUGUUGGUUUCGAGAAACCUCGUCGAUAUCACGAGGGAGAGUGAGAGUGAUGCAGAGGUGAGGGGUGUUGUUAGAGAAAUCAUUGAGUUGGUUUCUUCCUCUGUAGGGUUGUCUGAUUUGUUUCCUGUGUUGAGGAGGUUGAAUUUACCUAGUACUAAACGAAAAGCUAUGGAAAUUCAUGGGAAAAUAAUGUAUAUUUGGGAAGAUAUUGUCAAGGAGAGACGAUCGGAAAAGCGCGACGGAGUACUUGCGAAUGCGAAUUCGGGUGGUGAUUUCUUGGAUUUUAUGAUCGAAAACGGGUUUCCGGACGAUCAGAUCUGCAAUGUCACCAUGGAGCUAUUGGCAGCUGGAAUGGAUACAAGCGGAAUGACAUCGGUGUGGUUGAUGGUAGAAUUGAUUAAAAAUCCCCACAUUUUGCGUAGAGUUCGCGACGAAAUUGCAAGCGCAUUUGAAGGAGAUGAUCCUACGCUGAUCGACGAGUCGAUUCUAAGCGACUCCCACUAUUUCCAAGCAUGUAUAAAAGAAACACUAAGGCUUCACAUUCCGGGCCCAUUUUUGAUGCCACAUUGUGCAAUCGAGGCGUGCAAGAUCGACGACUACAUAAUCCCAAAGGAUAGCGUUGUUCUCGUAAACGCUUGGGCUAUUUCCAUGGAUCCCGACACCUGGAAAGAUGCUACGAGUUUUAACCCCGACAGGUUUCUUGAAUCGAAAAUAGAUUUCCGAGGGAAUCAUUUCGAGUAUAUACCUUUCAGCUCUGGACGACGAAUGUGCCCCGGAAUAAAUCUUGCUUUGAAAAAUAUUCAAAUAGUGGUGGCUUCUUUGGUGCAUUAUUUCGAUUGGAAUCUUCCGAACGGAAUGGAUCCGACUCAAAUCGACAUGGCCGAUAAAUUCGGAACAGUGCUCAAGAAGGAAACACCUUUGCUUUUGAUUCCUAGUCUAAAAAAAUAUUGAAAAAUAUUUGAUCUUUAAUCCUAUAUAUA